UCAACCAACCAAACCAAGCAAUGAGGCCACCAAGACCAACCAUAGCUCUUUACCUCCUGUCCUUCCUUCUCUCCUCCCUUGUACUUCACAGACCCACCUUUGCCAUCAAAAAGUCAUAUGUGGUGUACUUGGGAUCACAUUCACAUCCCCCAAACUUAUCAGAACUUGAACUGAACCAAGUGACAGAGAAUCACUACGAGUUUCUUGGGUCCUUCUUGGGCAGCCAUGAAGUUGCAAAAGAAUCCAUCUUUUACUCAUACACAAGGCACAUCAAUGGCUUUGCUGCCACAUUAGAAGAAGAAGAGGCAGCUCAGAUAGCCAAGCAUCCAAAGGUAGUCUCCAUUUUCUUGAACCAGGGAAGAAAAUUACACACAACUAGAUCAUGGGAUUUCUUGGGGCUUGAGCAUGAUGGUGUUACUCCACCCAACUCAAUCUGGAACAAGGCAAGAUAUGGUGAAGAUACAAUCAUAGGAAACCUUGAUACUGAUCAGAGAUCUCAGAGAGAAUCUUGUAACUCAUUUGGUGACAAAAUUUUGCAUGAAAGGAAGCUAAUUGGAGCAAGAUACUUCAACAAGGGCUUUGCUGCAGUUUCUGCCCCCCUAAACUCCUCCUUUGACUCACCAAGAGACAAUGAAGGCCAUGGCUCUCACACCCUGUCAACAGCUGCGGGCAAUUUUGUAACUGGGGCAAGUGUGUUUGGGUUUGGUAAUGGAACAGCAAAGGGUGGAUCACCAAAAGCCAGAGUUGCAGCUUAUAAAGUGUGUUGGCCUCCAGUGAAUGGAAGUGAAUGCUUUGAAGCAGAUAUAUUGGCUGCAUUUGAUAUUGCCAUCCAUGAUGGUGUUGAUGUAUUGUCUGUGUCACUGGGUGGAGAUCCCACUGCAUUCUUCAAUGACAGUACUGCAAUAGGUGCUUUUCAUGCUGUUAAGCAUGGCAUUGUGGUGGUUUGCUCAGCUGGGAAUUCCGGUCCAGAUGAAGGUACCGUCUCCAAUAUAGCGCCAUGGCAGAUCACUGUUGGUGCUAGUACCAUAGACAGGGAGUUCCCCAGUUAUGUCACCCUUGGAAACUGGAAGCACUUCAGGGGACAGAGCUUAUCGGCUGUGGCCUUGCCGGGGAAAAGGUUCUACCGGCUUAUUAGUGCUGCAGCUGCUAAAGCAGCUAACGCAUCAGUUCAAGAAGCUCUGUUAUGCAAGGCUGGCACACUUGAUCCCAGAAAGGUGAAGGGAAAGAUCUUGGCCUGCCUUCGAGGAGACAAUGCAAGAGUGGACAAGGGUGAGCAAGCCUUACUGGCUGGCGCCGUGGGAAUGAUUCUUGCUAACAAUGAGCUUAAUGGGAACGAAAUUAUUUCUGAUCCACAUGUCCUCCCUGCUUCACAUAUCAAUUUCACCGACGGUGCCCUUGUCUUUGCUUACAUCAAUUCAACUAAGUCUCCCAGGGCUUACAUAAAGCGUCCAACAACGCAACUGGGAACGAAGCCAGCUCCCUUCAUGGCAGCAUUUUCAUCAAAGGGACCCAACACCAUCACACCAGACAUCCUUAAGCCUGAUAUCACUGCGCCAGGAGUGAGUAUCAUAGCAGCCUACACUGAAGCACAAGGGCCAACAAAUCAAAUGUUUGACCAACGGCGAGUUCUGUUCAACUCAGUGUCAGGCACAUCAAUGUCGUGCCCUCAUAUUUCCGGCAUUUGUGGCCUUCUUAAAACCCUCUAUCCUCACUGGAGCCCUGCAGCUAUUAAAUCUGCAAUCAUGACCACAGCGACAACACAAGAUAAUAGCAGGGAACCAGUGCUCAAUGCUUCUUUCUAUAGGGCAACACCAUUUAGUUAUGGUGCAGGGCACGUUAAUCCUAACUGUGCCAUGGAUCCUGGCUUGGUUUAUGACUUGUCCCUUAAUGAUUACUUGAACUUUCUAUGUUCAAAUGGAUACAACGAAACACAAAUCGAAAUGUUCUCAGAGGAGACAUAUAAGUGCCCAAAACCUGCUAUUAGUCUCACUAAUCUCAACUAUCCCUCAAUCACUGUCCCUAAACUCAAUGGAUCCCUUGUGGUGACUAGAACAGUGAAAAAUGUUGGCACUCCAGAUUCCAUCCAAGUGGAAAGGAAUCUGCCAAAAUGA
This is a messenger RNA of Prunus avium (sweet cherry), 2111 nucleotides long. NCBI's taxonomy places the organism in Eukaryota, Viridiplantae, Streptophyta, Magnoliopsida, Rosales, Rosaceae. The record is from RefSeq and is a predicted model, not a curated record.